AUGCAGAUUCCCAAGAAGUCGAUUUUAAGUGCUCUACAGGGCGUUGCACAAGCAACUAAAACCCCGGAAGAAAACACAGACCAAAUUAAACAGUUGUUCGCAUCACAUUAUACACAACAUGUCGACAGCAAUAGCACAACACACACAAACGGAGAUGCAACUGAUGAGCGUUCUUUCGACGACUGGAAUACACUUGUAAAGAAUAACACACUCAACUUAGACGACACCGCGCUUCAUAUCGCCAGGUUAGCACUUGCGAUUUCCCUCCUUCGUGAAACGUGCCGCCAGAACCAACCCGCAUCGCCAAAAGACCUAGAUCAAAUCUGGGGCAUUAUUCACGAUGCUCUGACCAGCAAGAACCUAUCUCGCAAUCUCUUCACAGCAAACCGCAGUGCACAGGGUUUACUAGCCGUCCCAUUAUGCAGUCUUCUUAAAGAUGGCAGCAUCGACGAGCUAUUCCGUCUUCACGUUUGGAUGCCAGACGGCAAGCGCGCAAACCCCGACUUCGCACUUCACUCACACCAGCCCUUUGCACAAAGCUGGAUCCUUGCCGGCGAGGCCCGCGAUCACGCAUACCAAGUCGACCCAGUUGAUGACAUUGCUGAAGCAACGCAUGCCGGGUACGCACUCGCGUGGAACGACGGCAAGGGUCAGAAUAGGAAUUACAAGACACAUCAGUCGUAUUCCAUUGUCCAGAAUACAGGGAAAUUCUUCAAAGCAACUGAAACGUCCACGGAGCGGCAUGCCAGGAAUGAUUCUUAUUCCAUCCCCGCGGCUGCGUUUCAUGCUACGGAAGUCGCGCCAGAUGCUUUACACGCGACCUUGUUCUACUUUGAUUCCCACCGUGGGUUCGUGAAGGAUGCGGGUGUGCUUGGCCCUAAAGAUGGAGAAUCAUACACUCAAUUUCGCGAUCCAGCGGGGAUUACACCUGCUGAGUUGGCCGAGGUUGUCGAGGCCGCUCGAUCUGAAAGUUCUUAG
Messenger RNA from Colletotrichum truncatum, 978 nucleotides. RefSeq lists its product as uncharacterized. NCBI's taxonomy places the organism in Eukaryota, Fungi, Ascomycota, Sordariomycetes, Glomerellales, Glomerellaceae. The record is from RefSeq and is a predicted model, not a curated record.